Molecule: messenger RNA, 2385 nt
Organism: Aspergillus chevalieri
Lineage: Eukaryota; Fungi; Ascomycota; Eurotiomycetes; Eurotiales; Aspergillaceae
Gene: ORC1
Product: origin recognition complex subunit 1
Exons: 3
Coding region: 1-2385 (794 amino acids)
Biological process (GO): mitotic DNA replication checkpoint signaling; DNA replication initiation
Cellular component (GO): nuclear origin of replication recognition complex
Molecular function (GO): ATP hydrolysis activity; DNA replication origin binding; chromatin binding
Source: RefSeq, a predicted model, not a curated record
AUGUCGCCGGAGCCUGCAGUGGGGAGCGCUGACCGGCAAUCACGCAGACGCAUUGCCGAAGAACGAGCCCAGAAAUGGAUGACCAAGGGCGGUUUGGUCCGAGAGGACUCCGACGACGAACUCGGUGACGAGGACCUUCCAUGGGAGUGGGUAUACGAGAUGAACCAUGACGAGCACAAUAACAACGAAGAAAAUGUUGAGGCGACGCCAUCUCGAAGACGUUCUGCACGGCCGGCUGCGAAAAAAGGACCCAAGAUUGUCGGCGCACGAAUGGGCACAUUUGAAUGCAGAUUGGGACAGGUUGUGUUACUGAAGUCUCCAGAGCCUGGGAAGGACUGGGUCGGGAUUAUCACACAAUUUACCGAGGAAGAAGACGAUGACGAGGAGGAGAUGGUCAAGUCAGCCAACAUUAUGUGGUUUGCCUCGCCGGACGAGUUCAUGUCGACCAAGAACAAGAGGAGAACGGACGCAUUGCCGAAUGAACAAUACUUGACGGCGGAUUUCAAUAGUAAUCCAUUGACGUCGAUUAAUGGGAAAGCUACGGUAAUGUCCAAGGAGGUCUUUUACGCCAAGUAUCCGAACGGCGCGGCUCCUAAGGGGAAAGAGGCAUUGGCAGACUACAACAAGUGUAUAAUCUGUCGACGAGGUGUCAAUCAGUUGCAGGGAAGAUAUACAGAUGAAUUCAAAUGGGAAGAUGUAUAUCGGGAGGAUAGAAUUUUCGAUCUCAUCGACAUGAUCAAGGAUGGAUUGAAGGCGGCCAAAAAGCGUAAGACGGUCGAUGAUGAUUACAUUGAUACGAAAGACGACGGCGAUUUUGAGCCUGCCACUCCGAGAAAGAGACAGAAAACGGCUAUUGGUGCCACACCGCAGUCGCGACGGCAUAAGACCUUAACCACACCCAGUAACAAACGAAUCGUCGUCAAAAAGCCCCUCGAAUUCACCCCUCUUGGUACGCGUGUCCUUGCGCCUACGCAUUUCGCCUCUCCGUAUCGUCAAGCACGCAACGUCCUCCACGUUUCCACCGUCCCUGAAUCGCUACCCUGCCGAAAGAACGAAUUCGAUACCGUCUACAACCAUCUCAGUGCCGCAAUUAUGGAAGGCACGGGCACAUGUAUCUACAUCUCAGGUACACCGGGUACCGGAAAGACAGCAACUGUCCGCGAGGUUGUCGCACAGCUCAACACAGCCGUGCUUGCAGAGGAGAUGGACGACUUUAUAUUUGUCGAGAUCAACGGAAUGAAGGUUACCGAUCCUCAUCAGUCCUACUCUUUACUUUGGGAGGCUCUGAAGGGCGACCGGGUAUCUCCGUCGCAUGCGCUUGACCUUCUUGAGAGAGAACUAUCGCAUCCAUCCCCUCGACGAGUCUCGUGCGUCGUCCUCAUGGACGAACUUGAUCAGCUGGUUACGAAGAACCAAUCAGUGAUGUACAACUUCUUCAAUUGGCCUGCCCUCCGACACUCACGCCUCAUCGUCCUGGCCGUCGCCAACACCAUGGACCUGCCCGAACGUACACUGAGCAACAAAAUCUCCAGUCGUCUGGGUUUGACUCGUAUCACAUUCCCGGGAUACAAGCAUAACGACCUAAUGGAAAUCAUCACUACACGUCUAAGCAACGUACCAGGAAACAUCGUCGACCCAGACGCCAUCCAAUUCGCAAGCCGGAAAGUAGCAGCUGUCAGCGGUGACGCCCGACGCGCAUUAGACAUCUGCCGACGAGCCGUUGAAAUCGCAGAACAAGCCUACGAUAGCGCAACUGCCAAAGAAAAUAAACCUGCCAUAGACGACGACACCGAAUUCCUCCCCCCAACACCCAGCAAAACCCCCGCAAGAGCCAACAAACGCCAACUCGCACCCCCAAAGCCUGAACCAGAAAAACCGCCCACUAAAAACACACCCGGCCGCGUCACUAUCGCAACCAUAAAACACGCCAUCCAAGAAGCAACCUCCACUCCCCUCCAACAAUCCCUCCGCACCCUCCCCCUCUCCGCAAAACUCUUCCUCGCCGCGCUCCUCGCCCGCGUAAAACGCACCGGCAUCUCCGAAUCCACCUUCGGCGACAUCCUCGACGAAGCCAAACGCAUCGCCGAUGCUGCUGUCGCAGUCGCCGGUGCAGCAGGCGUUGGUAUCCGCGAGUUCCUCCUCGGUGGCUCCGGUGGCAGCGGCGCGCGUGUGAAGGCUAUGGGGUUCGCUGCGAUGGAGCUUAUGAAUUCGGGUAUUCUGGCGCUGGAGAAUAGUGCUGGAUCCAGGGGGGCAUUGGGGAGUAGUCUUAUUCCGAAUCGGGGGGAUAGGAGUAGUAAGGUGAGGUUAAGAGUUGCGCCGGAGGAUGUUAGGGCUGCGUUUCGGGAGGAUGUGGAGGCCAAGGGGUUGGGGUUGGGGAGUGAUUAG